UUGAUUCAGUUUACCAUAGCCUUGUGCUAAGAGCCCUGCAGAUGGUGGGUGGCACAUCCAUUCAUCUUUUGCCUAAGCUUUACUAAACGUCAAGGAAGCAUAAGCUAAGGCAGAACAAAACUCCAACGCAGGAAUCAGCCAGAUCCUGCCUGCCUCGUUAGCUCAAAAACAACAGAAACAGACAGGAUCGAAAGAUUUCAUCACUAUCAUCAACUUCAUGUGAAUUGGUGGGUAUAUUCGAUGCCUCAGCCACACUUAUAAUCCGACAAUAGUUUAAUUUGGUCUAGUUUAUGGCAAUUACCAAACGAGUAGCUUAUCAAAUUAAUAAUUUUUCCUUAUAUUUCUAAUAUCGCUGUAUAAAAAUAAAUCUUGAUUGCGCCUCCCAAUAAGGUAAUGGUGGAUAUUUUUCCUUUUUACGACUCUGGCACCUUUCUCACUCUAUAUAAAGUGGCCAUGUCAUGGGUGUUAUGUGUAGCAGCAGUGCACAAGCAUCUAAAGAAAAUAAAAGUAGCCCUUUCUUGAUCUUUGAUCGAAAGCAAUGGAUGUUGUAACCUCUACUCUCCUUCCAAGUUUUCAAGCAAUGCCCUAUGCCGCCCCUGCGGCUGUUGGUGGUUUGCUCAUCUCCAUGUUCUUUAUGAGAAGAUUCAUCUCUGAUCAAAGGAAAAGAAAUGCCAGACUUUCUCCUGUGCCAGAAGUACCUGGGUGGCCAGUUAUAGGGAAUUUGCUUCAACUGAAGGAGAAGAAACCCCACAAGACUUUCACUAGGUGGGCUGAGAUUCAUGGACCAAUCUAUUCUAUUAGAACCGGUGCUUCCACCGUUAUUGUUCUCAAUUCAACAGAUGUUGCCAAAGAGGCCAUGGUGACUAGAUAUUCUUCCAUCUCAACAAGAAAACUAUCAAAAGCCUUGACUGUGCUUACCCAGGACAAAUGUAUGGUUGCAACAAGUGAUUAUGAUGAGUUUCACAAGAUGGUGAAACGUUAUAUACUUACAAAUGUAUUGGGAACUAAUGCUCAGAGGAGACACCGGUGCCACAGGGACACCCUGCUUGAAAAUAUUUCAAACGAGUUGCAUGCUCAUGUACAGACCUCUCCAGAAGAAGCAGUGAACUUCAGGGAAAUUUUUGAGUCUCAACUUUUUGGAAUAGCACUGAAGGAAGCACUGGGAAAAGAUGUGCAAUCUGUUUAUGUUGAUGAAUUUAAGUCCACUUUGUCAAGAGAGGAGAUUUUUACGGUUUUAGUGCUUGAUCCAAUGGAGGGGGCAAUUGAUGUGGAUUGGAGAGAUUUCUUCCCGUAUUUGAAAUGGAUUCCUAACAAAAGAUGGGAGAUGAAAAUACAGCAAAUGCAUUUACGCAGGCAUGCAGUGAUGAAUGCUCUUAUAAAGGAGCAAAAGAAACGAAUUGCCUCAGGAGAGGAGCUUAAUAGUUAUCUCGACUUCUUAUUAUCCGAAGGCACGCUUACGGAGAAGCAAAUCAGCAUGUUGGUUUGGGAGGCAAUCAUUGAGACGUCAGAUACAACUCUGGUCACUACUGAAUGGGCCAUAUAUGAACUUGCAAAGAAUCCAAAGUGCCAGGACAUACUCUUUAAGCAAAUCCAAAAUGUAUGUGGGUCUGAAAAGAUCACAGAGGAGCACUUGUCUCAACUGCCAUACUUGAAUGCUGUUUUCCAUGAAACAAUUAGAAAACAUAGUCCGGCUCCAGUUAUACCUUUGCGAUAUGCGCAUGAAGAUACAGAAUUAGGAGGUUACUUCAUUCCUGCUGGAAGUGAGAUUGCUAUUAAUAUUUAUGGAUGUAACAUGGAUAAAAAGCAAUGGGAAAAACCUGAAGAGUGGAAGCCAGAUAGAUUUCUUGAUGGCAAAUAUGACCCCAUGGACUUGCACAAAACAAUGGCUUUUGGAGCUGGAAAAAGGGCAUGUGCAGGUGCUCCUCAGGCAUUGUUGGUAGGAUGCACAUCAAUUGGCAGACUCGUUCAAGAAUUUGAGUGGAGACUGAAAGAAGGAGAGGAAGAAAAUGUCGACAUUGUUGGACUCACCACUCGCAAGCUUCAACCAUUGCAUGCCAUCAUAAAGCCAAGAACAUAAGGAGGACCAAUGAAGUCCCUGGUGCUUUUCUUUUCUCAUAGAUUGAAAGUGAUUAGUGAUAGUAGCUCUAUGUAUCAAUCUUACAUCACAUGUGGACUUUUUCUUUUCCUUGUACCAUGUUUAAUAAGACUUUGGCAAAAUCAUCUUAAUAGAAGCGCAAAAAUAGAAUGGGUGUGUGUGAAAGUUGUUUA
Hevea brasiliensis (rubber tree) is the source of this 2268-nucleotide messenger RNA. RefSeq names its product ent-kaurene oxidase. Gene Ontology annotation, molecular function: heme binding; ent-kaurene oxidase activity; iron ion binding. Lineage: Eukaryota; Viridiplantae; Streptophyta; Magnoliopsida; Malpighiales; Euphorbiaceae. The transcript is spliced from 8 exons. Bases 539 to 2077 code for a protein of 512 amino acids. Gene Ontology annotation, biological process: gibberellin biosynthetic process. Gene Ontology annotation, cellular component: endoplasmic reticulum; chloroplast outer membrane. The record is from RefSeq and is a predicted model, not a curated record.